AUGUCGAGAAAUAAAGAGAAGGCACAAUCGUCUCUUAAUAGAUUCCACCAGUAUAAAGCCCAAGAAGCUGGUGUCCUCAUUUCUGACCCCACCCUUCGUCCGAAAUACGUCCAAAAAGUAACAUCACUUCCCCAAGCCGAGAAAUGGAGAACCACAGUCAUCUCGGAGAUAUCCACCAAACUAACACGGAUUCAGGAUUCUACCCUUGGCGAAUUUACCAUUCGUGAGAUUAACGAUGAUUUGAACAAGUUAUUCAAGGAGAAGCGGGCAUGGGAGUAUCAUAUCCGUGACCUUGGAGGCAAUGACUACUUGAAUGUUCGGGAUUUGACGUCGAGUGGGAUAAACGUUAAAGGGUAUAGAUAUUUUGGAAGGGCCAAGGAGUUGGAUGAUGUCAAGAAGUUGAUCGAGGCACAGAAACGAGAACCAGGGAAGGGAAGAGCCAAAGAGGACGAGAAGAAACAGCUACAGAAUGAAGAAAGAGCAAGGGAAAGCAGAAUUGAUUAUUCGUAUUAUGGAUACUUUGAUGAGGUGAAUCGCACAGAUGAUCCUUUAUUAAAGUUUGAACAACAGAGAUCAAUGGAAUUGGCGAAACCACAAAAAGAAGGAGAUGAUGACAUGUACAACUUCGACCAAUUCCCUACAAACGAGCAGGUUUCCCAAUGGUUAGUUGAUAAAAAACGUCAACAAUUACUAGCCAGACUAGGCAUACAAGAAUAG
Molecule: messenger RNA, 717 nt
Organism: Spathaspora passalidarum NRRL Y-27907
Lineage: Eukaryota; Fungi; Ascomycota; Pichiomycetes; Serinales; Debaryomycetaceae
Gene: ISY1
Product: Isy1p
Exons: 1
Coding region: 1-717 (238 amino acids)
Biological process (GO): generation of catalytic spliceosome for second transesterification step; mRNA 3'-splice site recognition
Cellular component (GO): Prp19 complex; post-spliceosomal complex; catalytic step 2 spliceosome
Source: RefSeq, a predicted model, not a curated record